Messenger RNA from Clarias gariepinus (North African catfish), 1916 nucleotides. RefSeq names its product serine/arginine repetitive matrix protein 1. Lineage: Eukaryota; Metazoa; Chordata; Actinopteri; Siluriformes; Clariidae. The transcript has 4 exons. Bases 322 to 963 code for a protein of 213 amino acids. The record is from RefSeq and is a predicted model, not a curated record.
CCAAGCACCCUAACCACUCUAACAUGUGAAAUAAAAUAUGAGGACAAAGCAUUCAGUGCUUUAGAGGGGUUUGGUACAAAGACUCAUUGCGCUCAUUGCGCAAGUUAAUAAGCAUGCACAGAAAGAAAGUGCAUGUUACCACUGCUAAGUAGGAGUGGACGACUAAAGAAAACUUAUUUAUGGCAAAAAGAUGAGCAUGGGAAAGUAUAAAGACAGCACUAAGUGGAAAAUAUCAACCAUCUGAAACAAAAGCAUGAAGGAAGGCUGACAAAAGACUUACAAUGUCCUGUGUGCCAGUGUGAGCUCUUUUUGGAAGGUAGGAUGUCUCAUUUCAAGAGGACAUCCAAGGACAAACCUGAUGGAAAAGAAAGAAAUGAAAGAUCAGCGCAGAGACCAAAGAGAAAAGGGGCUAAAAGUUCUACAAACAAUACUGGGGAAAGGCUUCCAAGUAUUGGUUCUUUGCAGACUAGGGCAACGGAGAAAUCAGUCACUCCCGCCCAGGCCGGGAAAAGAAAGCAUGUUCAGCCUCCCAUCACUACUGCCCUCCAGAACAGCUUCAUGGCACCCUGGGAAGGCUCCUCCAAUUCGGAGUCCUCGUUUACCAGCAUUCCUUCUGUUUCUUCUCAUCCUUCUGAUCUUUCUCCUCUUCCUUCUCCUCCCCCUCCUCCUCGACCCCCUGCACUGAACAAAUCAUCCGAGAAUUCAAAAUCUCCAAAUCCACCGCCGGCAAUCAGAGCCUCCAAGCCCAGUAGUCAGCAAAGCGUUAGUGUGAAGCGACGACUCCUACCUUUGAGAGGAUCCUCCAGACCCCCGCACUUACCUCCACUGCGCAAAGUUACAAAUCUCAGUUUUUCACGAAGCUUUACGUUCUCGUUUUUUGAGCUGCCGUGGCAUCAGUCACUGCAAAACCGAGCAGAUCGACUCAAAGAGAUUGUUGUGAUUCUGAGGAAGAUACAGUACUGAUUGAACUGCAUUCAUUUUCCCUGUAUUUUUUCGGCCAGACUCGAUUCCCGUGCUUGGGGGGUUUCCUCCGGGUACUCCGGUUUCCUCCCACAGUCCAAAGACAUGCAGAUUAUGCUGAUUGGUGUUCCCAAAUUGCCCGUAGUGUGUGAGUGAGUGUAUGUGUGUGUGCCCUGCGAUGGAUUGGCACCCUGUCCAGGGUGUACCCUGCCUUGUGCUCUAAGCCUCCUGGGAUAGGCUCCAGGCCCUCCACGACCCUGAAUACAGGAUAAAGCGGUAUAGAUGGUGAGUGAGUUAUUAUUUAUGUAAUUUGUCUAGCUGAUCAGUUACUUGAUUCGGUUUUAUUGUAUGAGAUACCAAACGAAACAAUUUAAAAAUAAGUUUCAAAUUGAAACCAAUAGCAAUUUCAAUCUGACUAAAAAAGUCAUGGUAAUAAAUGCAUGAUACAUCACUUUGUAAUGUACUGCAGGUUAAUUGUAUUUUUUUUAUUAGUAUUAUAAUCAUGGACAAAAGAAACACUGCACAUAUAAUUUUUUUUCCAAAGUUGAUUUCUAUCAAAUCACUAAGAUUUUAUACAAAAGUCUGUGUCCAUCAGCAGCAGAAAUUCAAUAUUCAGACAGCACUGACAAUGACAUAGACUCAACAUUGUCCCACGAUGCGGCCUCCUUGUAGCUGCGUAACCCUAGAAUGCCAACAGCAGUAGUGGUAGCGUUUUCUCCACCAUUUCUCGUCAAGUUAGUCUGAUUUGUCUGGACAUUGUCUAGACGUAGGGCAAUCAGCAGUGGAACCAGUGUUCAGGAUCUCUUCCAUAGCCUGGGAAUGGUAUUCAUACGGUGUCUGGCGACAUCUGUUUGAGUGGCACCAAGUUGAAGCAUUAUUAUUGUGGUUUUCGUAAAAGUAUAUAAAAGUAUAUACAUAUCUUUGGGUAAUUUUUAUAGGGCAGCAUUUCUUUUGUC